Messenger RNA from Symbiodinium sp. CCMP2456, 714 nucleotides. Lineage: Eukaryota; Dinophyceae; Suessiales; Symbiodiniaceae. The record is from the annotation of a GenBank genome assembly.
AUGGAGUGCGGCGAGGUAUGCCAGGUUGAAAUCCUGAAUGCAGCGACCAUGCUCCCUCCAAUGUUCAGCUGUGCUGCCGCAUGCUGGCUGGUCGGGCCAAAGGCGUGGUGGAGAUCGCAUGCAGCAAUUGCUUUGUUGUCUGGCUGGUUCCUCAUGGUUCCGGCGAGCACUGCUAGCCACCUCUAUUGCGCCUUCAAUGGCCAGUACCUUCCCAAGCUUGAGCGGCUGGACCAAGCUUGUAUAUCCAUCGCUUCUGUUUUGGCUGCUUGGGCUUUGUCACGGUCGAAUCUGUUCACGGCGUUUGUGGGCAGCAUUUGCAUCAGCCUUGACCUGCUGAUGUUCGCAGGCCCAGAGGAGCUUCAUCACCACGUGGCAUGGAGAACGGAGACCCUGGCAUGCGUCGUGCUCCUCUACCUGAGCCCGAUGGUCUGGAGGCGUAACACAUUCGACUUCAGCAUCAUCCCGAUUUGUUUGUGCUUCCUGUUCGGCUUGGCGAUGGCAGUGUGGGCUCCUCUGGGCCCACGCAGCCAUCCUCUCUUCCACCUGACGCUUAUCCCUUUCAGCUACUAUACGUCUCGCUCUGCGAUACUUUUUGAAAAGACCCACGAAGAGAUGCGGGAUUUCCUCAUCACCAGCAAGCAUGAGGAGAGCGACACGGACGAGAGCACCACUCUCAAAGCGGUGCCACGGCUGGAUCUGAUGGUUACAUACUGA